Anopheles merus is the source of this 5718-nucleotide messenger RNA. Its product is annotated as mucin-22-like. The transcript has 4 exons. The record is from RefSeq and is a predicted model, not a curated record. The coding region runs from base 109 to 5718 and encodes 1869 amino acids. NCBI's taxonomy places the organism in Eukaryota, Metazoa, Arthropoda, Insecta, Diptera, Culicidae.
ACAACAACCACCACAAUAGCCUCCAGCGAAGCAACUACCGACACAACGCCUUCUACGGAGUCUACCACUGCUUCAUCGUCUAGCGAAGCUACCACAACAACCACCACAAUGGCCUCCAGCGAAGCACCUACUGACACAACGCCUUCCACUGAGUCUACCACUGCUUCAUCGUCUAGCGAAGCUACCACAACAACCACCACAAUGUCUUCGAGCGAAGCAACUACAGACACAACGCCUUCUACUGAGUCUACCACUGCUUCAUCGUCUAGCGAAGCUACCACAACAACCACCACAAUGGCCUCCAGCGAAGCAACUACUGACACAACGCCUUCCACUGAGUCUACCACUGCUUCAUCGUCUAGCGAAGCUACCACAACAACCACCACAAUGUCCUCCAGCCAAGCAACUACAGACACAACGCCUUCUACUGAGUCUACCACUGCUUCAUCGUCUAGCGAAGCUACCACAACAACCACCACAAUAUCCUCCAGCGAAACACCUACUGACACAACGCCAUCCACUGAGUCUACCACUGCUUCAUCGUCUAGCGAAGCUACCACAACAACCACCACAAUGGCCUCCAGCGAAGCACCUACUGACACAACGCCUUCCACUGAGUCUACCACUGCUUCAUCGUCUAGCGAAGCUACCACAACAACCACCACAAUGUCCUCCAGCCAAGCAACUACAGACACAACGCCAUCUACGGAGUCUACCACUGCUUCAUCGUCUAGCGAAGCUACCACAACAACCACCACAAUGUCCUCCAGCGAAGCAACUACAGACACAACGCCUUCUACUGAGUCUACCACUGCUUCAUCGUCUAGCGAAGCUACCACAACAACCACCACAAUGUCCUCCAGCGAAGCAACUACUGACACAACGCCUUCCACUGAGUUUACCACUGCUUCAUCGUCUAGCGAAGCUACCACAACAACCACCACAAUGUCUUCGAGCGAAGCAACUACUGACACAACGUCUUCCACUGAGUCUACCACUGCUUCAUCGUCUAGCGAAGCUACCACAACAACCACCACAAUGUCCUCCAGCGAAGCACCUACUGACACAACGUCUUCCACUGAGUCUACCACUGCUUCAUCGUCUAGCGAAGCUACCACAACAACCACCACAAUGUCUUCGAGCGAAGCACAUACUGACACAACGUCUUCCACUGACGAAGCAACUACUGACACAACGUCUUCUACUGAGUCUACCACUGCUUCAUCGUCUAGCGAAGAUACCACAACAACCACCACAAUGUCCUCCAGCGAAGCAACUACAGACACAACGCCUUCUACGGAGUCUACCACUGCUUCAUCGUCUAGCGAAGCUACCACAACAACCACCACAAUGGCCUCCAGCGAAGCAACUACUGACACAACGCCUUCCACUGAGUCUACCACUGCUUCAUCGUCUAGCGAAGCUACCACAACAACCACCACAAUGUCCUCCAGCGAAGCACCUACUGACACAACGCCUUCCACUGAGUCUACCACUGCUUCAUCGUCUAGCGAAGCUACCACAACAACCACCACAAUGUCCUCCAGCCAAGCACCUACUGACACAACGUCUUCCACUGAGUCUACCACUGCUUCAUCGUCUAGCGAAGCUACCACAACAACCACCACAAUGGCCUCCAGCGAAGCACCUACUGACACAACGUCUUCCACUGAGUCUACCACUGCUUCAUCGUCUAGCGAAGCUACCACAACAACCACCACAAUGUCCUCCAGCGAAGCAACUACUGACACAACGCCUUCCACUGAGUCUACCACUGCUUCAUCGUCUAGCGAAGCUACCACAACAACCACCACAAUGUCUACGAGCGAAGCAACUACAGACACAACGCCUUCCACUGAGUCUACCACUGCUUCAUCGUCUAGCGAAGCUACCACAACAACUACCACAAUGUCUUCGAGCGAAGCAACUACAGACACAACGUCUUCCACUGAUUCUACCACUGCUUCAUCGUCUAGCGAAGCUACCACAACAACCACCACAAUGUCCUCCAGCGAAGCAACUACUGACACAACGCCUCCUGUGGAGUCUACCACUGCUUCAUCGUCUAGCGAAGCUACCACAACAACCACCACAAUAUCCUCCAGCGAAGCACCUACUGACACAACGUCUUCUACUGAGUCUACCACUGCUUCAUCGUCUAGCGAAGCUACCACAACAACCACCACAAUGUCUUCAAGCGAAGCACCUACUGACACAACGCCUUCCACUGAGUCUACCACUGCUUCAUCGUCUAGCGAAGCUACAACAACAACAACCACAAUAUCCUCCAGCGAAGCAACUACCGACACAAUGCCUCCUGUGGAGUCUACCACUGCUUCAUCGUCUAGCGAAGCUACCACAACAACCACCACAAUGUCCUCCAGCGAAGCACCUACUGACACAACGCCUUCCACUGAGUCUACCACUGCUUCAUCGUCUAGCGAAGCUACCACAACAACCACCACAAUGUCUUCGAGCGAAGCAACUACAGACACAACGCCUUCUACUGAGUCUACCACUGCUUCAUCGUCUAGCGAAGCUACCACAACAACCACCACAAUGUCCUCCAGCGAAGCACCUACUGACACAACGCCUUCCACGGAGUCUACCACUGCUUCAUCGUCUAGCGAAGCUACCACAACAACCACCACAAUGUCGUCCAACGAAGCACCUACUGACACAACGUCUUCCACUGAGUCUACCACUGCUUCAUCGUCUAGCGAAGCUACCACAACAACCACCACAAUAUCCUCCAGCGAAGCAACUACUGACACAACGCCAUCUACGGAGUCUACCACUGCUUCAUCGUCUAGCGAAGCUACCACAACAACCACCACAAUGUCUUCGAGCGAAGCAACUACUGACACAACGUCUUCCACUGAGUCUACCACUGCUUCAUCGUCUAGCGAAGCUACCACAACAACCACCACAAUGUCCUCCAGCGAAGCACCUACUGACACAACGUCUUCCACUGAGUCUACCACUGCUUCAUCGUCUAGCGAAGCUACCACAACAACCACCACAAUGUCUUCGAGCGAAGCACCUACUGACACAACGUCUUCCACUGAGUCUACCACUGCUUCAUCGUCUAGCGAAGCUACCACAACAACCACCACAAUGUCUUCGAGCGAAGCAACUACUGACACAACGUCUUCCACUGAGUCUACCACUGCUUCAUCGUCUAGCGAAGCUACCACAACAACCACCACAAUGUCCUCCAGCGAAGCAACUACUGACACAACGCCAUCUACGGAGUCUACCACUGCUUCAUCGUCUAGCGAAGCUACCACAACAACCACCACAAUGUCUUCGAGCGAUGCUACUACUGACACAACGCCAUCUACUGAGUCUACCACUGCUUCAUCGUCUAGCGAAGCUACCACAACAACCACCACAAUGUCUUCGAGCGAAGCAACUACUGACACAACGUCUUCCACUGAGUCUACCACUGCUUCAUCGUCUAGCGAAGCUACCACAACAACCACCACAAUGUCUUCGAGCGAAGCAACUACUGACACAACGUCUUCCACUGAGUCUACCACUGCUUCAUCGUCUAGCGAAGCUACCACAACAACCACCACAAUAUCCUCCAGCGAAGCACCUACUGACCCAACGCCUUCCACUGAGUCUACCACUGCUUCAUCGUCUAGCGAAGCUACCACAACAACCACCACAAUGUCCUCCAGCGAAGCACCUACUGACACAACGUCUUCCACUGAGUCUACCACUGCUUCAUCGUCUAGCGAAGCUACCACAACAACCACCACAAUAUCCUCCAGCGAAGCAACUACUGACACAACGCCAUCUACGGAGUCUACCACUGCUUCAUCGUCUAGCGAAGCUACCACAACAACCACCACAAUGUCUUCGAGCGAAGCAACUACUGACACAACGUCUUCCACUGAGUCUACCACUGCUUCAUCGUCUAGCGAAGCUACCACAACAACCACCACAAUGUCCUCCAGCGAAGCACCUACUGACCCAACGCCUUCCACUGAGUCUACCACUGCUUCAUCGUCUAGCGAAGCUACCACAACAACCACCACAAUGUCUACGAGCGAUGCUACUACCGACACAACGCCUUCUACGGAGUCUACCACUGCUUCAUCGUCUAGCGAAGCUACCACAACAACCACCACAAUAUCCUCCAGCGAAGCACCUACUGACACAACGCCUUCCACUGAGUCUACCACUGCUUCAUCGUCUAGCGAAGCUACCACAACAACCACUACAAUGUCUUCGAGCGAAGCAACUACUGACACAACGCCUUCUACGGAGUCUACCACUGCUUCAUCGUCUAGCGAAGCUACCACAACAACCACCACAAUAUCCUCCAGCGAAGCACCUACUGACACAACGCCUUCCACUGAGUCUACCACUGCUUCAUCGUCUAGCGAAGCUACCACAACAACCACCACAAUGUCUUCGAGCGAAGCAACUACUGACACAACGUCUUCCACUGAGUCUACCACUGCUUCAUCGUCUAGCGAAGCUACCACAACAACCACCACAAUGUCUUCGAGCGAAGCAACUACUGACACAACGUCUUCCACUGAGUCUACCACUGCUUCAUCGUCUAGCGAAGCUACCACAACAACCACCACAAUAUCCUCCAGCGAAGCACCUACUGACACAACGCCUUCCACUGAGUCUACCACUGCUUCAUCGUCUAGCGAAGCUACCACAACAACCACCACAAUGUCUACGAGCGAUGCUACUACCGACACAACGCUUUCUACGGAGUCUACCACUGCUUCAUCGUCUAGCGAAGCUACCACAACAACCACCACAAUAUCCUCCAGCGAAGCACCUACUGACACAACGCCUUCCACUGAGUCUACCACUGCUUCAUCGUCUAGCGAAGCUACCACAACAACCACCACAAUGUCUUCGAGCGAAGCAACUACUGACACAACGCCUUCCACUGAGUCUACCACUGCUUCAUCGUCUAGCGAAGCUACCACAACAACCACCACAAUAUCCUCCAGCGAAGCACCUACUGACACAACGCCUUCCACUGAGUCUACCACUGCUUCAUCGUCUAGCGAAGCUACCACAACAACCACCACAAUGUCUUCGAGCGAAGCAACUACUGACACAACGCCUACUACUGAGUCUACCACUGCUUCAUCGUCUAGCGAAGCUACCACAACAACCACCACAAUAUCCUCCAGCCAAGCACCUACUGACACAACGUCUUCCACUGAGUCUACCACUGCUUCAUCGUCUAGCGAAGCUACCACAACAACCACCACAAUGUCUACGAGCGAUGCUACUACCGACACAACGCCUUCUACGGAGUCUACCACUGCUUCAUCGUCUAGCGAAGCUACCACAACAACCACCACAAUGUCUUCGAGCGAAGCAACUACUGACACAACGCCUUCCACUGAGUCUACCACUACUUCAUCGUCUAGCGAAGCUACAACAACAAUAACCACAAUAUCCUCCAGCGAAGCAACUAUCGACACAACGUCUUCCACUGAGUCUACCACUGCUUCAUCGUCUAGCGAAGCUACCACAACAACCACCACAAUGUCCUCCAGCGAAGCACCUACUGACACAACGUCUUCCACUGAGUCUACCACUGCUUCAUCGUCUAGCGAAGCUACCACAACAACCACCACAAUGUCCUCUAGCGAAGCAACUACAGAUACAACGCCAUCUACGGACCAAUUACGAAAGUCACUCAUACCGUCCCAGCGGAAUUUCAGUUGA